UCAGUUUUUACAACAUUUUCGUUCAAUCAUAUGUAUUGAAUAAAUUAAUAUUUAUAAAAAACUCUUCGACCGUUCUUUAGAGGAGGUGUUAAAUUUUUUUAGGAUUUUUACAGAAUUAAAAUCACACUAACCUAAGUCUCACAAUUUUGUCACAGCCGAAGUAUGUUUUUACACGAAGAGUAACUGAAUACUUUUUCCUAAUAUAACUUAACCUGACAUGUGCCUGCGAGUGCGAGAACGCCAAAUUCCGAUAACCAAUUAAUUACGCGACGUUUACCCGGAUCGUCGCGCGUCGACCGGAUGCCGACCAUUUACCGAGAAACAAUAUUUACGAUAAUUAUCAUAUUAUAAUAUUAGUCCAAUAAUAAUAAUAAUAAUGUUUUUCUAUAAUACACCACAAAACUGCAAAUUCACAUUUAGUCAGUCAUAAACCUAGUCCUUACUCCUUACACCACAGUUAUUAUUUUUUGAUUGCAAUUUUUUGAACAUAUUGUGAUUUUUUUUUACCUACGUGUUUUCAAAUAUUUUUAACGAUGGAUAAUACGAAAAAUUGGCGUAUGGGUAAAAAAUCAAAAUGUUUUCCGAGUAAAAGCAGAAAAAAUAAAGGAAAUAUUGCUGCACUUGUAAAAAACAAGAAAACCGAUCUUGUAGUAGGCCAUAAUGACAUUUCCGAAGACAAUGCCCUAACGAUAGCGUGUAGUAGCAGUAAACGACAAUUAGUAACAUCACAGCGUAAUGUCCAGAUAACCACGAAUAUGAAUGACACGGAAGACUUGGCAUUAUCUCUAGAUUUAAAUCAAAGCUGCAAUCUAGCAGAUAUGAAACUGGAAGGAAGACGAAUUGUGGAUAUUAAUUAUAUAUUCAAUACAAUAAAAUCGUUUUCACAUCCAUUUGGAUGCACUUUUAAAAAUUUAAUUUUUACUCAUGAAGUACGUAAUGGAUGCAUAAGUUCAUUUUAUUUUAAAUGUAAUUUUUGCAAUCAAAUAGAGGUGAUACAUUCAGAAGAACCUGGCAACAAAUUUAACACAAAUUUAGCAAUUGUAACAGCAGCAGUGAAUAUAGGACAAGGACAUGCGCAGAUAGAAGAAUUGGGAGCUAUCUUAAACAUGCCAGUUAUGUCUAAUGGUAAAUAUCAAUUAUUGCACAACGAAAUUGCUACGUACUUCAAUGAGAUAUCUUGGGAAGAAAUUGAACUAGCUGGUAAGGAAGAAGCAAAUAUUGCAAUACAAAAUAAUGAAGUUGAUGUCAGUGGUAGACCAAUGAUAGCAGUGAUUGCAGAUGGUGCUUGGUCUAAACGCUCUUACAAAACGAAAUACAAUGCACUUUCUGGAGUUGCCUGCAUAAUUGGAGCUAAAACAAAAAAAGUUUUAUUCAUUGGCGUAAGAAAUAAGUAUUGUUGUAUUUGCCAGAGAGCGUCUAAAAAUAAUUUAGAUCCUAAAGAACACCUUUGCUUCAAAAAUUGGAACUUGCCUUCAACCGCUAUGGAAGCAGAUAUUAUUGUAGAAGGUUUUAAAAGAAGUAUUGAUAUGCAUAAUCUGAUAUACUCUAAGCUUAUAGGUGAUGGAGAUAGCAGCGUGAUGAAAAGACUACAUCUAGCUAAACCAUACGGGUAUAAUUUUGUGAUUAAAAAAAUUGAAUGUUCCAACCAUAUACUGCGCAAUUAUGUAAAUAAAUUAAAAGACAUAUCUACUAAAAGAAGAACUACUAGAGGCGUAAAUAUUCCGGGAAAUAUAAGACAAGCAAUAAAAGAUAGAAUUCUUAGACUUAGGUAUGCAAUAACAGAAGCUGUAAAAUAUAGAAAAUAUCAAGAAGAUAUAUCAUUUGAACAUAAAUUAUUAAAUUUAAAAAAAGAUUUAAUAAAUGGGCCAAGUCAUGUUUUUGGCGAUCAUACGAAUUGUCAGUUUUACUUUUGCAAAGGACAAAAAGACGGCGAAAUAAAUUUAGUGCCACAGAUGAAAUCGUUAGGUAUUUGGGAAGAAUUAGUUGCAGCGAAAAGUCUUGUAUUAUAUCAUGCUGAAAGUUUAUUGUACAAAGUAAGUAAUAAUGCAGCAGAGUCGUACAACUCAAUUUUAGCGAAAUUUAUUGGUGGUAAGCGAGUAAAUUUUUCUCUUCGUGGAUCGUAUAAUUUACGGUGCAACGCUGCAGUAACAUCCUAUAAUGCAGGACCUAGACGUUUGCAUUUGUUACAUAAAAAAAUUGCAAAACACAGUCCGGUAUUCAGAGAAGUAAACGUCGAUUAUUCAAUCCUCCAGUUUACAAAACAACAAUAUCGGGACCAGAUCAGCAUUACGGAGCAACAGCAGACAUAG
Aphis gossypii (cotton aphid) is the source of this 2309-nucleotide messenger RNA. RefSeq lists its product as uncharacterized. The record is from RefSeq and is a predicted model, not a curated record. The transcript has 7 exons. Lineage: Eukaryota; Metazoa; Arthropoda; Insecta; Hemiptera; Aphididae. Bases 534 to 2309 code for a protein of 591 amino acids.